This is a messenger RNA of Cherax quadricarinatus, 3631 nucleotides long. The record is from RefSeq and is a predicted model, not a curated record. Lineage: Eukaryota; Metazoa; Arthropoda; Malacostraca; Decapoda; Parastacidae.
UAUACUCCAGGUAAUGAAUGUACAUUUAACUAUGGUAAUUUCCUACUAAUAAAGAUUAUCCCUCAAAAAGGCUGUUGUCAUGAACAGUUAUUUUUCUCAUUGUGAUUUAUAACAAGUUUGUUUUUUUACAGAUGGGUUUUGGUGGAGACCUGGUAGCAUUAUGGGAGGUGCCUCUCAGUGAUGGCAUCCAUAAAGUGGGUUUUGAACAUGGCACUACCACAGGUCGCAGAGUCUUGUGGGUUGAUGGUCAGGAGAGGAUACGUCAUGAUUGGAUGUUUAAAUUAGUUGGAUCUGAAGUGUUUGAAAUAGGCGAUACAAAAUGUGUCAUCAAAAUCGAACCUAUUGGCGGUUUUUCCUAUGAAUACUCCCUUGAGGUAAAUGGUAAAAGCUACAAAAAAUUUACGGAGAAUCAGAGUAAAAUACUAAAGACGUGGUUCUUCCCGCUAGACGGCUCCUACGUGCGUGUGGUGCUUGAGAAAGGCACACUCGAUGUUUGGGUCAAUGGCAGAAAGUUAGAUACUGCAGGUGAAUUUGUGGAUGAUGGCACCGAGACACACUUUGACCUAUGUGGUCAUCCAUCUUACAUCAAGGCAGUGAGUAGUGGGAACCGCAGAGAAGGCAUCAUUCACUCCCUUGUUGUAGACAACACAGAGAUUGCAGAGUCAUUGGAGUGAUGGAAGUUACAUUCAAAAUAUAGUAAUGUUAAAAACACUUGAGCUGGAGACAGGAUGAUCUUCAUGGCUGAUUGACUGUUAUCAUCUGUUGAAAACAGGAGUUACUGUCCUGUACAGAAAGAAUAAUAAGGCACAAUAUUGUGACUGGAACAAUGCAUAAAUAACCUGCACACAGAUGUUUUGGUCUGACUUGGACCAUUGACUUGUCACACACUAUAUGUGGGUUAUUUGUGUUCUGUACUGUACCUUCAAUUACAGCACUUGCCAUAUAGGCUCACUUUCUAGUCUUAGAUGAAAAUUAUCAAAAAAAAACAAAAACACCAUAUAUAGUAAUGAAUAUUAACCAAUUAACUGGAGGCUGUGCCUGUGGAGGUAGAAUCUUUAAACAUUGCCAGAAUAUAUGCUGUACUGUCACAUCAUAUAAAAUGACAAAGAUGUGCAACAAAAAAAAAAUCAAUGUUAAAGAUAGAAUUUGAUAUCAAGUGAGCAGGUGUUUGUCAUUCUUUGAACAGGAAGAGCCUCCAGAUGAUACAUGCCAUAUUUCUUCAUGCAUUUAAAUUUACAUUUUGAAAGGUAUUGUUUGUUCAAAUUGGUUCCUCGUCUGAAUAAUAUAUUCUCUAGAAGAUAUGCAGCUAUUGAUACUGUACUGAGCAAUAUGUGCAUUUGUUGAUCUAUGCCCUAACUGGGUGUGCAGAUAAGGCUUUCAUAGGUUAAAUUGGCCCUUGUGGGUUUAGCAUUUAGUUUUCAUUAUAAUAAUAAUAAUAGGCUAGAUUAUCAUUGCUGACAACUGCAUGAAUUCAUAGGUAGAAAUGACAGAUAAUACCCUAACAAAUCUGUGUUUACACAAGUUCACCAUUACUAUUAAUUACAAAAUAAGCAUUAAACCCCUCAUGGGUCCUGCAGUGUGAUGUGUAAGGGUAGUUGUUAGUGGUGUUGGGGUUAGUACAAGUGGAAAAUUAAUGUCAGAAUUGCUGCAAUACGUUAGUUUCUAUAUAAGACACAUGCAGCACCAGCAUAACUUUAUUGAUGAGAUAUUUGUCAACAUAGCAGACCUUUCAAAUUUCAGAGGCGAUUUUUUUAAUACUGAAAACAGUGGAUAGGUAAUUUUAACCUUUACCUAUCAAUUUUAAGUCUUGUUACAGAGGAUAUCUUCUAUAACUUUAUUAUAAACCUCUGACCUAACUUUUCAGCACGACCAACUUCCAUUUAUAGGUCCUGCCCACUUAUCUUUAAUUACUUCACCUCUUCUCUAGCUCCAGUAUACACACCUACCAAGGUUAAGGGACUGAAUACCUUAUAUCAAAAUUAUCUCUCCACUUCCAUUUCCAGUAGUAUAAAAGCUGCCUCUGCAUUAGAUUGAAAAAGCCUGCUGCCCAGGUGAAAUAUCUUGACAAUUAGAUAUCCAGGUGUUCCAGAUGCAUCUUAUUUAUCAAACAUUGGUAUUGUAUACCAUUAAUGCAAGGUCAGAUUUUGUUAAAAAGUCAAAGAUUGAGUCUACAGUAUGUUGGUGAGGUUGGCAAUUGUGCCAUGUCAUCACAGAAAUCGAAAACCACACGAGUUCACCCAUUAAAGAGUAUCCAUACGUCAUGAGAUUAUCAUUUAAAUGGCAACAGCAAUUUAAUUUAGGCUUAGUUUACUCCAGUAAUUUUAGUAGUGAAAUCAAACGCUACACUGUCAUUAUAACCUAAGUAGCCAUUGGUGGGAGAUUCAUCUGUAAAUAUGUACUUGCAUUUGUGGUCACAGUGGGUUCCAUGCUAACCUCCCUAUGAUGUAUAAAUAUACCUAAUUGGACAAAUCUUAUUGUAGCCAGCUGGCCCAGUGGCUUACGCACUGGCCUGGAGUUUUACAACUCUCUCACCGAGGGUUCAAACCCCGCCCAUUCCGUGGUUUGUUUGCAAUCUCAUUAUUAUGAUUCUGUGAGUCAUUCCUUGUGUUCUAAUUAUUACACAAAUGAACAGGCCGUUUUAUGAUUUAUGGGUCAAUUUACGUGUUUCUGUGAUGCUAGUGUUGACUACUUGAAUUAUAUAGUUACUGAUUAGUGCUGGUGCAACCUGAAUAGUAAAUAUUGUACUGUAUUCUUAUCAGAAAAGUGUCUGUUCAGUUUUAUAUACAUAUUUGGCAUAUUUCUUGACUUUUAUUUCAAGCAUUAUGACUAUUAUUCAUUUCAACAUUUCUCACAUCAGAAUACAGUACAUCCUAUGUAUGUCUAUAAACAAUUUUACUAUUGACUGUUAAGUUUGUAUAGUCAAUUUUUUUUUAGUUUGUACACAAGGCUGACAAAUUGCAAAGUACAAUAAUUAAUUUGGUAGCUUAACAAUAAUGUCCAUAUAAGUGCUUAACUCUAAGGACAUAAGACACUAUGUGGGAAAGAUACAAUAAUGUUAAAAGUGAGUGAAGGGGUAAGAGACAGUGCAAGAGUAAUAUUUCAAUCAAAAUUGGUGCAACAGGUUAGUUUCUGUUAGAGUUGAGGAGGUUAGGUUGGGUAAAGUUUGUCAGGAAACAGGACAAAUGUUUCCUGACGUGGGUCUUAAGUCAUAUGCUGACCCACAGCUGGAGCUUUUGGUCAUCUGACAGAGGCCUUCCACUGACUUACCAGUCCACCACUCUAAAACUUACAGUUUUGAUUAUAACUGAGGAGAGUGCAUCAAAGGCAAGACUUUUAGCAAAGAGAUGAUAACUGAACAGCAGUAUAAAGCUCUGUAAAAUACACUUGAACUGAAUUGUGAAAUUAACAUAAGAUAUUGUACAUGCAUUUUCUAUUUUAAUUAAACUUAUUUCCAAGAGAAAGGCUCGUAAACUUGUCGCUACAAUACUUGUAAAAAAUGUGCAGGUUAAUUGUUUUCAGAACUAUUGUUCUAGUGUUUAUGUUUUAAACAUAGUUUAAUGUAUUUUAUAUAAAUAUGUGUAAUAUUUUGUUUGCAAGUGCUAUGUAUUUUGAAUAAAAAGUAUAUGCAACA